Molecule: messenger RNA, 2608 nt
Organism: Vanrija pseudolonga
Lineage: Eukaryota; Fungi; Basidiomycota; Tremellomycetes; Trichosporonales; Trichosporonaceae
Gene: NIPA2
Product: Magnesium transporter NIPA2
Exons: 8
Coding region: 502-2481 (659 amino acids)
Biological process (GO): magnesium ion transport
Cellular component (GO): membrane
Molecular function (GO): magnesium ion transmembrane transporter activity
Source: RefSeq, a predicted model, not a curated record
CUCUUCCUUGUAUCCAUCUCGUCGACGCCACUGCUACAGCCGCUGCAUCGCACACGUUAAAUAUCAAUCACACACUGUGAACCCCGAUUGCAUCGCCUCAGUCUCAACGCUACCACCACCUUUUCCCUUUCCUUGACAACCUUUACAUGACAUCGACGACGACCUAAGGUCAAUCACACACACAUACACACUCUUACUCUCCUUCCCCCCUCCCUCUCCCUCUCCACUGCACCCGCGUGUACAUACGUCCUUCUCCACACAAAGCCCACGCAAAAGGGCAUCCCAGCAGCCCGCCGCAACGAUCUGUGCAUCCUUCCUUGACCCCUUGCUCGCCUCCUCGCCUCUCCUCGCCUCCUCGCAACACCCAAGCUCAACAUCCCGGAACGCCCGCCGCCGCAUCAUCAUCAUCAUCGCACCACUCGACGACAGACUCAAACCUGCGCAAGCCAACGGCACAGCCGUUGUGCAUCACACUCUCCACCACCACAACAACAACACGCCAUGUCGUCGUCAAUAUCGGAAACCGUAACAGACGCCGUGGCUUCGGCAACGUCCUCGGUCGCCGCCGCGUCCUCGUCGGCAGGACACAACCUGGUAAACACAGACAAUCCCAAGUUUAAGAUUGUCGGCAUCUGUCUCGCCGUCGGCAGUGGUCUCUUCAUCGGCUCGAGCUUUGUCGUCAAGAAGAAGGGCCUCCUCAGCUCGACCGAGAAGACAGGCAACGAGGCAGGGGAGGGCCACGCCUACCUCAAGAGCCCACUAUGGUGGACUGGUAUGACCAUGAUGAUUGUUGGCGAGAUCCUCAACUUUGUCGCAUAUGCCUUCACCGUAGCCAUCUUGGUCACGCCGCUCGGUUCCAUCUCGGUCGUCGUCGCCGCUGUCCUCUCGCACUUCUUUCUCAGGGAAACUCUGACCUUCUUUGGCUGGAUUGGCUGCACGCUCUGCAUUCUGGGGUCUGUCAUCCUCGCAGUGAAUGCGCCAGCGGAAGGGACAGUUCGAACCAUCAACGAGUUCAAGCACCUGUUCAUCGCACCCGGCUUCCUCGUGUGGGCAGGCCUCUGCAUCGUCGGCUCGGUCUUUGUCGUCCUUUGGGUCGCUCCACGAUGGGGCAAGAAGAACAUGAUGCCUUACAUCUCAGUCUGCUCAUUGAUCGGUGGCAUCAGUGUGUCGUGCACUCAAGGCCUCGGCGCGGCCAUCAUCACUAGUAUCCAGGGCGAGAGCCAGGUCAAGAACUGGUUCUUCUGGUUCCUCUGGGUGUUUGUGACGGUGACAUUGCUGGUCGAAAUCAACUACCUCAACAAAGCCCUUGAGCUCUUCAACACGUCCAUGGUUGUCCCAGUCUACUUCUGCUACUUCACUUCCGCCACCAUGGUCACGUCAUUCAUCCUCUACAAAGGCCUCAAGGCACCUGCCACGACGUUGGUCACCAUGGUGCUCGGCUUCCUGGUUACCUGCUUCGGCAUUACGCUCCUGCAAAUGUCCAAGGUCGACCCCAAGCAGCUGCAGCAUCUCGACCGCCGCUCGACCCUCCUCUUGGCUGCCGCACGCCACGGCACCGAGGACCAGGAGAAGGGCCGCGUUACUGCCAUGGAGGACCCGGGCAUGGACGCGCUCCGAUCGGGCUUUGGCGCUGUCGGCUCCGUUAUCCGUGCGCGCAGUAUUUCGCGGCGUAUGAGCACGGCGAGCUCUGCCAACGGUGGCUACCCCUUCGGGCAGGGCGGUGGCCACUUGAAUACGCAUGGCCUCGGCGCCCUGCAACGUUACCAGCUUUCGGACAGACCCAUGCCAGACGACGAAUUGGAGGCGAUUCCGUUAAGCCCCACCGGAGCGGCAGGCGGUCAAGGCUUUGAGCCACAACUGCGCGGACCUCGAUCGCAGCGCUCGGGCAGCACACUCAAGUUCAAGGACACGGACAUGGUGCACAAGUAUGGCUACACGCGCCACGACGGGCACACGGACGCGACACACGAGACCCGUGCGCACUCGGACGACCCAAGGGGGACGCCAUCAGGUGGCAAGCGCCAGUUUUCCGGGUCGUCCCAUGGCGGCGCAGAGUCUGGCCACUUGGAGCAAAUCCUCGAGCCCCACGACGGUCGCUUUAGGACGUCGCCAGAGCCGGAAAAGCGGCCCGUCACCGACUACCUCGACCCGUACUACACGGGUGCCGUGUCGACGCCGCCCGACUCGCCCACGUCUCGAGACCGCGGCAAGCUGGCCAACCUGUUCUUCCGCGAAAAGUCGCCCAAGCCCGAGCAGCAGCAGGUGCGUGGUGGCUCGCACCGCGGUGUGCGAGACUACCCGCACUUGGGAAAGGGCGAGGAGGCGACUGAGAAGGAGGAGCGUGCCGCAUUAGUCGGCGGCAGCGACGAAGACCGGAGUGACGACCACGGGUUGGAUGGUGUGGACCUCGGAGACAUGGGCAUGAACGCGCCCGCCGUGCCGUCUAAGCCGGCUGGACGGAGACCCAUGGGCCCGAGGUAGUAGGGGAGGGGUGGACCUUGAUAAUGGUGGUGACUGCUUGCUUGAUUGAUGUGUCUGGAACAAUCGGAUCAGCAUAGAUGUGUUGUAUGCACACGAUAGACAAUGUGUGACGAGACGUCAAUGAAGG